This is a messenger RNA of Tachysurus fulvidraco (yellow catfish), 5520 nucleotides long. RefSeq names its product EH domain binding protein 1 (gene ehbp1). The record is from RefSeq and is a predicted model, not a curated record. The transcript has 26 exons. The coding region runs from base 874 to 4458 and encodes 1194 amino acids. Gene Ontology annotation, molecular function: protein binding. NCBI's taxonomy places the organism in Eukaryota, Metazoa, Chordata, Actinopteri, Siluriformes, Bagridae.
CGCCACCUCAGGGAGGGAGGUAACAGGAUGCGUACUACAUAGUACGCUAGUGCGCUCCCGGCGGUGUGAGCUGAAUGCAGUGGGAUUGGUCGGGAAAUGACGGUGGUUUGAUUGUCGGAGUUUGUUUUAUUCGAGGCUGCUGGAAUUCCGCUGCUCCGUCCAGGGAAACUUAUAUAUUAUUCCUCUGUGUUCGAACCGCCCGAACUUUGCUGUUUAAAAGCGUAAUUCUCAGAACAGAACCUCCGCAGCGCAUUAGUGUUGUUUUUACCUCAGGAUGAUAUUAACGGACGCGCUACCUGGCCUGCCUUAGUGAUUAGCACAAUGCUAACAGAACAGAGCGGUUAGUGCAUCGUUAAACCAGUUAGCACGACUGCAUUAGCCGCGGUUAUAUUAUAUUAAAUCACCCGCUACAGCGCUAGUUUUGGAAGUGUUAAUUAGCUUAGCUUAGCAUAGCUUAGCAUAGCGUUAGCAGUGCUAGCAUUCUGGCUCUGUGCUGCCGGGUUACUGAGGUAAGUUUGCUAGCAGUUUAGCUACCAGCUUGAAAAAGGCUACCGAAAGGCUGCUGAAUAAUUAAAGAGGUUUAUUGACCCUGAUAAUGGAGUAUGUUCUGCCUAAUCGCGAUUAGAACAUCUCGCUGUGCAGUAUGUGGUGUGCAGGAGCCAGCAAUUCCCUCUGUGCGUGUAGUGUAUCGCUCCAUCACACUGCUUGAUGGCUGUCUCCGUUAUAUAGGCUGACUUUACGCGUCGGCGAUGAACGUACACGAGGCGCUCGAUUCUUUAACCGGACGUUUCUGAAUCACAAUCGAACAGGAGGACUUUGACAAGAAGCAGCACCAGGAUCGGAUCUCGUUCUCACCCGCCGACAAUACGGACCAUGGCUUCGGUGUGGAAAAGACUGCAGCGUGUGGGAAAGCACGCAUCCAAAUUCCAGUUUGUGGCCUCUUAUCAGGAGCUCAUGGUGGAAUGUACAAAGAAAUGGCAACCAGACAAACUCGUGGUGGUUUGGACUCGCAGGAGUCGGCGGAAAUCCUCCAAGUCUCAUAGUUGGCAGCCGGGCAUCAAAAACCCGUACAGAGGAGUUGUGGUGUGGCCUGUUCCUGAGAAUGUGGAGAUCACCGUCACCCUGUUUAAGGACCCUCAUGCAGAGGAGUUUGAAGAUAAAGACUGGACCUUCGUCAUUGAGAACGAGUCCCCGUCAGGCCGUAGAAAAGCCCUGGCCACCAGCAGCAUCAACAUGAAGCAGUACGCGAGCCCCAUGCCCACGCAGACGGACGUCAAGCUCAAGUUCAAACCUCUGUCCAAGAAGGUGGUGUCUGCCACGCUGCAGUUCUCACUCUCCUGCAUCUUCCUGCGCGAGGGCAAAGCAACAGAUGAAGACAUGCAGAGUCUGGCCAGUCUGAUGAGCAUGAAGCAGGCCGACAUCGGCAACCUGGACGACUUUGAGGAGGAGAACGAGGAGGACGAGGAGAACCGCUUCAAUCAGGAGGAGAAAGCCGCCAAGAUCACAGAGAUAGUCAGGCAGUUAAAUGCCCUCAGCAGUAUAGAUGGAGACGCAGAUGAAGGCCCAAAGCACGUCCUCAAAGCAGUCUGUUCUCCUGCAGAGUUGAUCAGUAAGCUGAACUUCCUGGAUGAAGGCGAUCAGGAGCAAACCAUCACAAGCUCUAACCCCUUCGAAGAGGCAGAUGACCCCGUGAACCUCAACCCGUUCAGCGACCCUAAUGAGGAGGAAUCAGGCCCAGCUCCCCCUCUGGAGUCCACCUUAAACGACGAGGACUCGGCAGAUCCACUGAACCCUUUUGACGAAUCGGAGCCAAAUCCGGAGCAGCCCGAUUAUAAGAACCCGUUCGAUGAACCCGAGCCGGAGAGUUUACCCCCGAAAGGCAGUGCCAGGAAGAUCCCACGUCCUGUGGACAUGAGCAAAUACCUGUACGCAGACAGCAGCAAGACGGACGAGGCCGAGGAGCUGGACGAAUCGAACCCCUUCUACGAGCCCAAGUCAGGCAGUCCGGAUGAGUCCACUACAGAAAGCACGGCUGUGUUGAAGAACGCUAAACGGCGUGCUCCACUGCCCCCUGCUGCCCCCUCACUGACCCCCGUUAGCCCUGCCAUUCCCAGUGACCCCAAACCAGCUGUGACUGACAAGGUGUCCAUCAUGUGCCCUGCGCUAGGUCCAAGAGAGCUGGCCUCUUCCUCACCUAAGGACAGCCCAGUGCCCAGUCCAGUGUUGGGAGGAAGGCCAAAUGCCAGUCAUUCACUGCUUGUCUGGUGCCGAGAGGUGACCAAGAACUACCGCGGAGUUAAGAUCACCAACUUCACCACAUCAUGGAGGAACGGGCUCGCCUUCUGUGCCCUGCUGCACCAUUUCAGACCAGAUCUCAUUGACUACAAGUCUCUAAAUCCUCAAGACAUUAAAGAAAACAACAAAAAGGCGUACGACGGCUUCGCAACUCUGGGCAUCUCUCGGCUGCUGGAGCCGGCCGACAUGGUGCUGCUGGCGAUCCCGGAUAAGCUGACCGUGAUGACGUACCUGUACCAGAUCCGUGCGCACUUCAGCGGUCAGGAGCUGAGUGUGUUACAGAUCGAGGCCCAGGCCGGACGCAGCACCUACAAAGUGGGCGAUUUCCACACCGACACGGAGAGCUCCGUGGCUCACGACACCUUUUACGCCGAGGUUCAAAACCAGACGCAAAACGUCCAUCCUGAUGUCAAAGGGGAGGAGCCAGAAGACACAGAGUUAACAGAAACCGCUCCGUGCACAUCCUCGGCUGCGACCAACGUGAACCUCGACGCUUCAGGGGCAAAAGAGGAUGCGAUCGAUGCCGAGAGUGAAGGAGAGAAGGAAAAAGAGAGGGACGGUGUGGCUCCGGCGGGUGGAGAGCAACCGCCGGCCUCUGUUUCACAUCCACACACACUCGGGUUCAGCUACAACCAAGAUCCUGACAUGAAGGCGAAGAGGAGCGUGAGACCGAACGACGCGGACGGCACAAAGAAAGAGAACAGCUCGUUACAGACCAACCAUACAGACGUGUCCAACAAACACACGCAGGAGACCGCGCCUGUCCCUGCGUCUACCGGCAACGAGAAGAAAGUACAGUCUCGUCAGGAGGAGCUGAAGGAGAGAGCUCGCCUCCUGCUGGAGCAGGCUCGCAGAGACGCAGCCCUGAAGGCCAGGAACAAAUCCGUCCCGAGCAGCACCUCACCUACGCACGUGCGGCCGCCGCAGGUCAUCGACGAGCGUGACGAGGAGAGGCGCAGGCAGCUGAGGGAGCGAGCGAGGCAGCUGAUAGCAGAGGCUCGAUCAGGAGUGAAGAUGGCUGAGUUCCCUCUGCACUCAGACACCUCUACUUCUGCAGGAGAGUUCAAAGGAAGGUCAAAGGCAGCUGGAGUCAUGGUGAGUAAGGUGUGUGUAGAUGGUGAGGAAGAGAGCGCUGAAGAAGAGCAAGUGGUAUCGUCGCCCGAUGAUGAUGUCACUAUUUAUGAUAAUGAGGAGGAACCAAUGGCCUCUUGUCUGCUGGAGGAAGACUUUACUAACUCAACUACUGACCUAGCUUCUCUGGGUGUGAUGAACAGCAGGCACGUGGACCUGAAGCUAAAGAAGUUGACGGAGGUUCGACCUCAGGGGGGAAGCUCACCAUCUUCUUCCUCUUCUUCCUCAUCCCUUACAGCCUCCAGCACGUCGCUGCUCAGCCCUGGAGACGAGGCCCACCUGAGCUUGCAGAAUAACAGUGAGGAGCUGAAGGCCGAGCGUCUACGCAGGGCAACAGAGCGUCUCCGAAGUCCCGUUGUCUUUAGCAAGGAAUCAGCUGUGCGCAAAACACAGCUCAAGUCUUUCAGCCAAUACGUGGAGAGUCGUCCAGAGGUGAAGAGGCAGAGGUCCGUGCCUGAGGAGCUAAAGCGAGCAGCAGAGGUCAGGAGCGGGACUUCAGAGGUGGAAAACCGAAAGCCGGCUGAAGAUGAGGCGUUCAGAGACACGAGUCAGUACGUGGUGGGCGAGCUGGUGGCUCUGGAGAGCGAGCAGAGGCAGAUCGACACGCGCGCCUCAUGUGUGGAGAAGCGCCUGCGCUAUCUCAUGGACACAGGGAAGAAUAAGGAGGAGGAGGAGGCCAUGAUGCAGGAGUGGUUCACGCUGGUGAAUAAGAAGAACGCUCUGAUCCGUCGCCAGAAUCAGCUCUCUCUGCUGGAGAGGGAGCAUGAUCUGGAGAGGCGCUUCGAGCUGUUGAACCGGGAGUUAAGAGCAAUGCUGGCGAUUGAAGACUGGCAGAAGACUGAAGCCCAGAAACAUCGGGAACAGCUGCUUCUAGACGAGCUGGUCAUACUGGUCAACAAGCGUGAUGCUCUGGUCCGAGAUCUCGACGCACAGGAAAAAGAGGCAGAGGAGGAGGAUGAGCACCUGGAGCGGACUCUGGAACAGAACAAAGGAAAGAUGGCUAAGAAAGAAGAAAAGUGUGUCCUUCAGUGAUUUCCAAAACAGACACUAAAACUUACUAAACUUACUGCAGAAAAAAAAGAAGAAUGUUUACUACAAUUUUGAGAAACGUAUUAUUAUUACUAUUAUAACAAGCAUUGCAUUACUUACGUUUAUUUCGGCUUUAGAUAAAAGUUUGGUCAGCGUUUGCAGCCCAGGGGCUGGUGUGUGUUCAUUCACUCUAAUGCCUUUGGUUUUCUUUAUACUGAGAUUACAUUUCAACACUAAUAGAUUGUUCAAUCGUUCUUAAAAAGGUACUCGUAUGUGAUAAAACAACCAUUUUUUUAAAGAACCGAAUAACCACGUCGGACAGGAAGCUCCACGACGAUCCACUGACUUUUUAAUGUUUGUUGUUUCAGACAGACGCAUAGCUUCAAUCAUAUGAAUGUGUGUUAAUUUCCCAGUGGAGAUUAGGACUGAACAUUUUGAGGUACAAACACAACAUCGUUUUAUAGUUAUUUUAGCGUUUAAAAAAAAAAAAUUCUGCAUUUUAUCUAUAAAAAAACUCUAAAUCUUCUUUUACUCCAAACAGUGUUUUAUUACUUAAUGUAUAACUUUUAAUUCAACUACUUUUUAAAUGUAUAGGAUCUCUUUAAGGGGGAUGUUGCAUUAAAAAAAAAAAAAGAAAGUUAGUUUGUUUGUUUGUUGUUUUUUAAAUUUUUUUGUUUAACCAAAAAAUUUGGGAUGUUCCAUGGCAGGAAUCUCGGAGUACUUUUUAAGUGCUUUUAUUUAGACUGAAUGGUUAAGAUGUACAUUUCACGUCACCGUUUCAUGAGAGGAGAAUACGAGCGUGUGAAAUCCUGUUUCCAGGAGCAGUUUAAAAACAAUUAAUUUAUUGUUGUUUGUCCUUUUUUGCGACAGCUAACCAUCUUCACGACCUUGUGCAUUAACUCAAGGACCUUGUUAAUAUUUAUUGUAUACUUUAAAAAUGCUUUCAUACACGUCUCUCUGGUUCAUCUCGCGUGCUGCUGUCUUAUCGUGUGAACGUUGUUUAUUUAUUCCUAAAAAUGACCAGUCAUCAAUAAAACCUGAAAUGCUUUCAUACUCUUAACAAAA